Molecule: messenger RNA, 810 nt
Organism: Diplodia corticola
Lineage: Eukaryota; Fungi; Ascomycota; Dothideomycetes; Botryosphaeriales; Botryosphaeriaceae
Exons: 4
Coding region: 1-810 (269 amino acids)
Biological process (GO): mycotoxin biosynthetic process
Source: RefSeq, a predicted model, not a curated record
AUGGCAGAGUACCUGGCAGUCCCUCAUGGCGAGGAGGACACUCAUUCUCCUCGUCGCACCCGGAAAUCCUCUCUAUCGUCACUGUUUUCCCGAAGUCGACUUGCAGACUUCACAACUACACCUGUUGCCGUUGCCGUCGGGGCGUUCCUCGCCACUUCCUGCUUCUGGCUAUUCUAUACCAUCUUCUCAGAGCUUUGGUCGCAUGAUCGAGUUGCUCUGGGCGAGGAAAUCAACGGGCUUGUGCCUGAGUUUCCAAGGGUUCCACGAGUAUUCUGGAACGAUUCAUCAUAUGGACCCGAAGUCGAUGUUUCCAAGCUCUCCAAAACAGAGCGACAGAGUAUACUCGACAACUGGGGCAAACUAAUACCUGACGGCGAAGGCUUCCUCCCCAUCGAGGAUCCCACACAAGCCACCCUCCCGCCACCGCUACAAAAGGACGAGCCUUCCGACCCAUACUACUACGCCGUCUCCGUGUUCCACCAAAUCCACUGCCUGGACGCCAUCCUCCGCAUGUUCCUCCAAGCCCACGGCGGCGGCUCCGACACGGACCACGCAUCCCGCUCGAAGCCCGACGCGCACUCGUCGCACGCCGAGGACACGGCGCACGCGAUGCACUGCUUCGACUACAUCCGCCAGUCCAUCAUGUGCUGCGGCGACACGGCCUUAGAGGGCGCGGACCCGUACAUAAUCGCCGAGGGCCGUGAUACGCUGCGGUACGGCACCUUCGGCGUGGGCAGCACGCACAUGUGCAAGGAUUAUGGGGCGAUCUAUGCGUAUGCUAGGACGCGGGCGAACCCGAAAUGGGUGUAG